Molecule: messenger RNA, 4274 nt
Organism: Dromaius novaehollandiae (emu)
Lineage: Eukaryota; Metazoa; Chordata; Aves; Casuariiformes; Dromaiidae
Product: AP-3 complex subunit beta-1-like
Exons: 26
Coding region: 122-3181 (1019 amino acids)
Biological process (GO): vesicle-mediated transport; anterograde synaptic vesicle transport; intracellular protein transport
Cellular component (GO): membrane coat; AP-3 adaptor complex; clathrin adaptor complex
Source: RefSeq, a predicted model, not a curated record
CGGCCCCGCCCCCGUCACGUGACGCGCCCCGCCCCGCCCUGCCGUGCUGGCGCGCGCACGCCGCUUCCGGGAGGGGCCGGGGGCGCCGGGGCGGCAAGUUUCGCGGUGCGGCGGCGGCGGCAUGGCCGGGAACGGCCUCAGCUACAACGAGCAGGGUGGGGAGGCGGCGCCGGAGCUGGCGCAGGAGGCGGCGCCCACCACGGCGCCCUCGGCGCCCGCGGCCUUCGGGCUCUUCAGCAGCGACACCAAGAAAAAUGAAGACCUAAAGCAAAUGUUGGAAAGCAGUAAAGAUUCUGCAAAGCUGGAUGCUAUGAAAAGGAUUGUUGGGAUGAUUGCAAAGGGAAAAAAUGCUUCAGAGUUAUUUCCUGCUGUUGUGAAGAAUGUUGCCAGUAAAAAUAUUGAGAUAAAAAAGCUUGUAUAUGUUUAUUUGAUGCGUUACGCAGAAGAACAGCAAGAUCUGGCAUUGUUGUCCAUCAGUACUUUUCAGCGUGCUUUAAAGGAUCCUAAUCAGUUAAUCCGUGCAAGUGCUUUAAGAGUUUUAUCCAGUAUCCGUGUGCCAAUUAUUGUUCCUAUUAUGAUGCUUGCUAUUAAGGAAGCUUCUUCUGAUUUAUCCCCUUAUGUGAGGAAGAAUGCAGCCCAUGCAAUCCAAAAACUAUACAGUCUUGAUCCAGAGCAAAAGGAAAUGUUAAUUGAAGUGAUAGAAAAGCUUUUGAAGGAUAGAAGUACGCUGGUAGCUGGGAGUGUUGUGAUGGCAUUUGAGGAAGUGUGUCCAGAUAGAAUAGAUCUGAUUCACAAGAACUACCGAAAGCUGUGCACCUUGUUGGUUGAUGUGGAAGAGUGGGGUCAAGUUGUCAUAAUCCACAUGUUAACUCGAUAUGCACGUACACAGUUUGUGAGCCCAUGGAAAAAGGAUGAUGACGAUGUUGUGGAGGAAUAUAAUGAAAAUAAUUUCUAUGAAUCCGAUGAAGAACAGAAAGAAAAAGAUCGGAAAGUGAAUAAAACCUACGUUAUGGACCCAGACCACCGGCUUCUGUUACGGAAUACAAAGCCCUUGCUUCAAAGCAGAAAUUCUGCUGUGGUGAUGGCAGUGGCACAGCUUUAUUGGCAUUUGGCACCAAAAUCUGAAGCUGGCAUUGUUUCUAAAUCAUUAGUGCGUUUACUCCGUAGCAAUAGGGAGGUGCAGUAUAUUGUUCUGCAAAAUAUUGCCACUAUGUCAAUUCAGAGAAAGGGCAUGUUUGAACCUUAUCUGAAGAGUUUCUACGUUAGAUCAACUGAUCCAACAAUGAUCAAAACACUGAAGCUUGAAAUCUUGACAAAUUUAGCAAAUGAAGCCAACAUAUCAACUCUGCUACGAGAAUUUCAGACUUAUGUGAAAAGCCAAGAUAAGCAGUUUGCUGCAGCUACAAUUCAGGCUAUAGGCAGAUGUGCAACGAACAUCACCGAAGUGACUGACACAUGCCUUAACGGCCUAGUAUGUUUGCUGUCCAACAGGGAUGAAAUUGUAGUUGCUGAAAGUGUCGUUGUCAUUAAGAAAUUGCUGCAAACUCAGCCAGCACAUCAUGGUGAAAUUAUUAAACAUAUGGCCAAACUCUUGGAUAACAUAACAGUGCCAGUGGCAAGGGCAAGCAUUCUCUGGCUCAUUGGGGAGUACUGUGAACGAGUUCCAAAGAUUGCACCUGAUGUUUUGAGAAAGACAGCCAAGAGUUUCACUAAUGAAGAUGACCUUGUAAAGUUGCAGAUCUUAAAUUUGGGAGCAAAACUCUAUUUAACAAACUCAAAGCAGACAAAAUUGCUUACCCAGUACGUAUUAAAUCUCGGCAAGUAUGAUCAAAGCUACGACAUCAGAGACCGUACAAGAUUUAUUAGGCAGCUUAUUGUUCCGAACGAGAAGAGUGGAGCUUUAAGCAAAUAUGCCAAAAAAAUAUUUCUGGCACAGAAACCUGCCCCAUUGCUCGAGUCUCCUUUUAAAGCUCGGGAUCAUUUCCAGCUCGGCACCUUGUCGCACACGCUGAACGCUAAAGCCGCCGGCUACCUGGAGCUGUGUGACUGGCCAGAGGUGGCGCCCGACCCGGCCCUGCGCAACGUCGAAGCCGCGGAGGCGGCAAAAGAAUGGACUGUAUUUCUAGGUAAGACAAAGAAAGAGAAACCUACUGAAAAGUUUUACUCUGAAUCAGAAGAGGAGGAAGAUGAAUCUGCCAGCACCAGUGCAACAGAGAGCAAGUCUGGCAGUGAAAGUGAGAAGGAAGAUAAGGAGGAAGGCAGCAGCAAUGAAAGUAGUGGGAGCUCCUCUUCCAGUGAAGAAUCGAGCGACAGUGAAUCAGACAACAAAGAAAGUACAGUAAAGAAAACAUCUGGAACUGCUGAGAAAAGUGAUUCAGAGGACAUUAAAAAGAAAGCAAAGGGGAUCACCAAGAAAAGAAACACAUCCAGUUCCUCUGAUUCAGAGUCCAGUUCAUCAGAAGAAAGUUCUUCAGAUUCCAAGUCAGAAUCAGACCUUAAAAGUGACUCUGAGUCUGGAAAGUCUGGAAGAGCUACCUCUAGUAAGAAAGAAGAAAAAACGAUACAAGAGAGAAAAGCUCCAAAUAAAAAAGAUGUGUUUCUCCUAGAUUUAGAUGACUUCUAUCCUGUGACAUCUCCUGUGGCAGUUCCUGCAGCAGCUGUUUUGUCCCCAAGUUUAGCAGCAGACCUAGAGGGAUUAAGUCUGUCAGGUUCAUCUGUCAUUGAUGUCACUACCCAAGUCUUUGUGCCAACAAAAACACAUGAACUGCUUCAUCGAAUGAGUGGAAAAGGAUUAGCAGCUAAUUAUCACUUCUCUAGACAGCCAUGCAUUUUUGAUGAUCGUAUGGUAUCUGUGCAAGUGACGUUAACCAAUACAACUGAUCAGAAGAUAGAGAAUAUUCACAUAGGGGAGAAGAAGUUACCACCAGGCAUGAGGAUGCAUGGGUUUAAUCCAAUAGAAUCUCUUGAGCCUGAGGGAUCUAUUACUGUCGCAAUGGGUAUCGACUUCUGUGAUUCCACUCAGACUGCCAGUUUCCAGUUAUGCACAAAGGAUGAUCAUUUCAACGUUAACAUUCAGCCCGCUGUUGGAGAACUGCUUUUACCUGUCACUAUGUCAGAGAAGGACUUUAAGAAGGAGCAAGCCUGCCCCUCUGCUUUAUACCUGCUCAGCAAACCAAGGUGAGUGAUUGAAUGAGGCUGUGGCACAUUUAUUUUAAACUGUUCCCUUCUAAAAAUUGUAGCUGAGGUUAUAAUGAAAGGAAAGAAGGUUAUUGUGCCUCUUCCCGCGUGUUUUUAUAUUUGCUUGCUUCAUGAUAUUUUGAUAGAGUUUUUGUAUGUUUUGCUGUGACUGAGGGUUUUUUCCUCCUGACUGACCAUACAGAACCACGAGCACACAGAAGUGUACUUGGAGAAUAGCUGGGGUCCUCUGUGGAGUUGUUGCCAAAAUUCCUUUUUCUUCUGCCAUUUUACUUCUAUGGUUGUUGAUUAUUUGUCUGAAUAAAUCUGGCAGCUGUUUGCUAUGUUUAAUAGAGCAGAAAGGCUACUCUGAAUAAAGCUAUUUGAAAAUUUGCUUAUAUGAAGUAUUUGUAAAUCCAUGAAGGUCUCUUGGCAUUUCUGUAUUGCGCUCUCUGUCUUCCUGAAUUCAUUCUUUGAUGCAGGACUUGAUGCUGGCAAAUUUACUAUAGGUUUAAAAACCUUUUCUAUUGCAUCUUUUUUAUUAUAGAUAUCAGCUGUUUCAGAAUAUUCUUGGUAAUAGUGGUCUCAAUUCUAAAUUUUACAUAAGUAUUUAUUACAGAGAUUUAGGAACAACCAGUAUUUGGGGACAAUUACUGUGCUAUCUUGCUAAAUGAAAAUUCCAAAUUAUAAUAAUAAAAUGCAGGGCGAUUUAGAAGUUAGUGUAUAUUGCUCUAUUCUGUGUUUAACUUUGGUUUGUCUGUAUUCUCCAAAUGAAUGUGAUUUAUGUAACUUGUUUUUCCAUUUGUCAUGGCUUUUCUUUUUUUUUUCUCUUUUUUUUUCCUCCUCCCUUUUUGUUUUUGGACAUAAGAUGUUUCAAGUCUUGUACCUGGAGAUACUUUGUUUUAUUUGCUAUCAAAAGUGCUAUCAAAUUGCUAAAAAUAGUGAAGGAGUGAGCACAAUAUUAGAAAUGCAAGAUUAUACUGGGGAGAAUGAGAAUACGUUUGGGUUUUAAGGAUUUUUACAUCUAAAUUGCACGUGUAAUCUAAUAAGAAUGCUAAAGAGGAAAUACCCAGUGUUAUACUGAUAUGUAGAAGACUAUU